Chelonia mydas (Green sea turtle) is the source of this 1152-nucleotide messenger RNA. RefSeq lists its product as uncharacterized. NCBI's taxonomy places the organism in Eukaryota, Metazoa, Chordata, Testudines, Cheloniidae. Gene Ontology annotation, biological process: positive regulation of DNA-templated transcription. The transcript is spliced from 2 exons. The coding region runs from base 113 to 862 and encodes 249 amino acids. The record is from RefSeq and is a predicted model, not a curated record. Gene Ontology annotation, cellular component: nuclear body.
CGCACUCCUAUCCAUGGUUUGAUGACGCUAACUAGCCAAUGGUGAGCCCAGUGAUCUCACACUGGUAUAAACCAGUGAAGUAGAAGAGUUCAGAUUCAAGCCCAAUCUGGACAUGGAUGUGACCGCUCUGGACAGCACUUUCAACUCCACUGCAUUUCAGCCAGGUACACAGGAAAAGCCCCAGGAACUUUUGAAUUUCAUUUCCUGUUCGAUCAGUGUGGAGAGCUCACCACCACAGCUGACCAUGCCCGCCCAGGGCCACAAACACGAUCCAGCGUGGAGUAUACCGGAGAUACUGGAUCUAAUUGCUGUGUGGGGAGAAGAUUCUGUGCAGGCAGAGCGCCAAACCAUCAGAAGAAAAGCUGACAUCUAUGCCAAAAUCGCACAGCGCCCGGGGGACAAAAGCUACACCAGAGACACACAGCAGUGCCAUGUGAAAAUAAAGGCGCUCAGGCAAGUCUACCAGAAGACAAGGGAGCAGAAUAGUCGCUCUGGUUCUGAGCCACAGACAUGGCACUUCUAUGAUCAGCUGCAUGUGAUUCUAGGUGGGGACCCCACCAGUACUCCAAUUCUCUCGGUGGACACCUCUCAGGGGCCCCAGGUGGCCAUGGGCAACAACGAGGAGGACAUUGUUGAUGAUGAGGAGGAGGAGGAGGAGAAUGCACAGCAGGCAAGCGGAGGAUCCAUUCUCCCUGACAGCCAGGACCUCUUCCUAACUCUGCAGCCAAUCCCCUCCCAGGACCUACUGCUGCGGGACUGUGAUGCUGCAACCUUGUCUGUGGGUGCUUUCUCCACACCAGCACGAAGGCUGUCCCAGAUUAGAAGGCGAAAAAAGCGGACCAGGGAAGACAAUGUUCUGUGAUUUGAUGCAUUCCUCCAAGACUGACAGGGCCCAGCUGAAUGCAUGGAGGCUUACACUGUCGGAGAGCAUGCCCAAGAGGACAGGAAAGCAUGCAGAGAACAAGAAUGUAACACGCAAGAGAAGAUGUUGCAGCUUAUGGAGGAACAAACAGACAUGCUGAGGCAUCUGGUUGAGGUGCAGAAAAGGCAGCUAGACCUUAGAGUCCCACUGCACUCAGUGAUGAACCAGCUGCCCUCCUCACCAAGUUCCAUAACCUCCUCUCCCAGACGUCCAUAGCUUUGAUUGCUAGA